UCCAGCUACUCCUGCAAACUUGAAAUAAUCUGCUGGCUUGACAGUUUGACUACUACGUUUAGACUGUCCCAAAACAUGUCACUGACUGAUAAGAACAGCAAAAUCCAGCUUUCUCCAGACUCUUCAAACCUCUUCGAGUUGCCACUAGGUAGGAAAGUCCACGUCAGGCCGAAAGAGCACUGCGUCCUCCACACCACUCGUCUCUGUAAAAGGUUAUUCAUGCAGAAGAGUGACUUUGAUUUAUCGGACCCAAAUGGCUUCCGAAUGACCUCGGCGUACAACUGCCUCCACGACCCCAACCUGAGGAGAUAUUUGUAUCGCAGAGAUUUGCACAGGCACCUUAUUGAUGACGGCUUCAUCACAGAAGAUGACAAAGUGAUAUGUUCCCCGACAGAAUUCAACAAGUUUAAGGACUAUUUGGCUGAAGUACAGCUAGGUUGGGAUCUCAAAUUUAAGAUGGAGCAGAAAAAAAUAGUGCACGCAUUCCUGGUUCAGCAAGAGCAGGGGAAGAUCACUGCAGAUGAGAGUUUAUCUGAGCUAAUAGAGACACUGCUGUGUAGAGGACAGAUGUACUUUAGAAAUCAGGAGGAGGCUACUAGGGAGAGGGCCUUCCAAAGGCUGUGGAAAGAUGAUGAUUCCUCAGUGCUGAAGCUUCCCAAAAUAAGUGAAAAGAACAGCUUGACGUCCUUAUUCGAUGAGGAUGAAAUGGUGUGGAAAGUAAAAGGACGUAUGAUGCUGGAGGAGAUCGUAAAGGAGGUGCAGAGGGAACUGCGGAUUGAGCGUCAAAAGACGAUGGACACGCAGACUAGGGAAAAACAGAAACAAGAGUUGCAUGGCAAGAAGUCGACGCCUCAAGUGGAAAGGAAGAGUAUUUUUCUUGAAGCCAUAAAAAAGCCAAGAGAUGUGAUGGACACUGGCACUUUGGGCUCUGCACCAUCUGAGCGAAGACCUUCCCUCCAGAAGUUGAAGCCACUUCCCAAGAUAAAAAUGACUAAAAUUGGUUCCUUUGAAGACGACAUGGAGACGGCUGAACGCACACAGCACAGUCCCAGUCACACCAUGGUUCACACUGGUACUUUGGAUUCUGAACCAUUUCAGAGAAGACUGGGCAUCCAGAAGCUGAAGCCACUUCCCAAGAUAAAGAUGAGUACAGCCAGUUCUUCUGAAAAGGUCACGGUAACUGCUGCACACACACACUGUAGCCAUACCAUGUACUCUGUUGCUACACCCGAGACCUUGACGGCAACCAGUUCCUGGCUCACUCCUGUCAGUAAUCUGCAGCCUUCCAGGGACCAACUGGAAACAACAGUAGAAAAUUUGGUGGACAGCAUCAUGGACUAUCAGUUCCCCUAUUCUUACGAGUGCACACCAUCAAAUGAGAUGAAUUAACAAGUGGUGGACGGACAUCUGCCCUACGAAAGGAAGAUGUAACCUGGCCUCUAUUGGCGAGGCUUGCACCCUAUCCUUCCCAGCUGCCCUGCCACUUUGGGGUGGUCUUGGCACCUCAGUAUCCCCAGCCAGAGAAAAAGACCCAAAUCCACUAGAGGCUGGUGACAUGGCCUCAUUUGUGCCUCCUCGCCUUUGGGGUCUGUGGCUGCUGAUCAACACCAGGUCCUCGUCGCACCUUGAAGUGGAAAUAAGAGCGCCGAAGCAAAGUGGCUCAACAGACCAGGGAUAAACAGGUACAUAAUCUGCACGUAUCAGGAAGCUGUGAUGAAUUUAUAUCUUUAUUUACAGUGUAAUUCAAAAUAUGGAUAAAAAUGCUGAAGAAAGAGAUGAUAGAGGUGGAUUGGUUAACACAAAAUUAUGCUAUUUAAAAUUAAUUAGACUGAUGCAAAG
This is a messenger RNA of Scleropages formosus (Asian bonytongue), 1839 nucleotides long. RefSeq names its product fibrous sheath-interacting protein 2-like. Bases 76 to 1389 code for a protein of 437 amino acids. The transcript has 13 exons. NCBI's taxonomy places the organism in Eukaryota, Metazoa, Chordata, Actinopteri, Osteoglossiformes, Osteoglossidae. Gene Ontology annotation, cellular component: mitochondrion. The record is from RefSeq and is a predicted model, not a curated record.